Molecule: messenger RNA, 3763 nt
Organism: Exaiptasia diaphana
Lineage: Eukaryota; Metazoa; Cnidaria; Anthozoa; Actiniaria; Aiptasiidae
Product: protein dispatched homolog 3
Exons: 8
Coding region: 112-3195 (1027 amino acids)
Cellular component (GO): membrane
Source: RefSeq, a predicted model, not a curated record
AAUUGCUUUGUGUUUGUCUUGACAUAAAAAUACGGCUUACAACAACCUCUGGUGACUCAGUAAGAACUGUAGUUACUCAGUUAUUAUGUUAGGAGGAAAUUUCCCWACAUUAUGACGGCUUACGUCUUUCGACUGUUUGUUCAAAGGCCAAAGUUGCUAUUUGGUCUGCUCUUGACAGCCCACAGUAUCUUGAUCAUCACGACUGCUGGAUUAUAUUUUUCUGGAUAUGACAUUUUACCGGCCGAUUUUACACAAGUUCCUUUGAAUUUGGAAACGGAUGAGAGGAAGCUUCGAGCCGAUGCUUGGAAAUUCGUUCGUCAGGAUCCAAGCGUGACUUUAAACCCUUUGGUUGUGGGUAAACAGAGAGAACGUAGCUGUCGACGAGACGUACUCGAAAUUGUUUACGAAACUAGAAAUGGGAAUGUUUUCAGUCGGAGAAAUUUAAAAAUUAUUAACAGAACAGAACAGAGACUUUAUAAUAACAAAGUGUAUAAAUCAAAGCUCUGUCAAGUUGAAGGAAAUGGUAAAUGUCGUCUUCCAAUGUCGAUUCUACGAUUUUUCGAUGGCACUUUUCGAAGGCUACAUCCGAACUUCUACGAUCCUGAAUUUACAUCAAUUCCAAAGGUACUGGCCACUGCCACAAAAAUUAACCUAACCCGUGCUUUACUGGAUUUUCACCUUUCAAGAGAUGCCGAGAUAAGCUUGAAAGACAACAAAGCUAACGCGUAUUAUACUAGAACACUCUUUUUUAUUGGCUACCCACUCAAAGGCUUUUCCAACACGGAAGAUAGACCCGAUGAGCAAUGGGAUAAAGUUCAGGAAUACGCGAAAGAGGCAUUUGCUGAUGAGUUAAAUGAGAAGUAUAAAAAGGGACUAGGUUCCAUCAGACUUUAUUAUUUUUUGAGAGCAUUAUUUUUCAACGCUAUCUCCGAGCAAGUAAUUUAUGAUUUGUUACUUGCUGGUGCAAGCUUUACUUUCAUUUUCCUAUUCAUGCUGUAUCAAACCGGCUCCCUAUGGAUAACUGGCUGGGCUGUUUUUAGUAUUCUCAGUUGCUUCUUUGGCGCCAAUUUCGUCUACAGAAUGAUCCUUGACUGUAGAUAUAUUGGGAUUUUUCAUGUUCUAUCCGUGUUUAUCAUAUUAGGUAUUGGUGCCGAUGAUGUUUUUGUUUUUCUGGACACUUGGAAGGGUUCUGAUGAGAGAGGAUUUCCAAGCUUGGCAGCAAAGCUGGCAUUCGUGUAUCGUCGAGCCGCUAGUGCCAUGUUUAUAACCUCGUUCACUACGAUCGUAGCGUUCACUACCAGUGUGUUCUCGCCACUUCUUGGCGUCUCGACGUUUGGAAUUUUCUCAGCGCUGCUGGUAUUUGUAAACUAUUUUUCUGUUAUAACAUUUUUCCCGACUGUUGUCAUAACAUACGAGCUGUAUUGGAAAGACUGGAAAUGGAAUUGCUUUGCGUCACUGGGUUGGACGGAGAAAGAAGAAACAAACCGAAAUCAGCUGGAAAUAGAACCGGCUAUCGAACAAGAACCACGAUGGACUGAGAAAUUCCAACAGCCUCAUAAACACAUAGUGAAAUUCUUGGGUGGAAGGUUCUACGAUUAUGUGAUUGGCCACAAAGUUGUCCGAUGGAUUAUACUGUCAAUAUUUGCAUUGAUAAUAUCUUUUUCUGUAUUCUUUGCCAUCAAAUUGACACCUGACGAAGACCAGGUGGCAGUAUGGGGUAAAGGAACCAAUUGGUAUAGCAUUAAAGAGCUAAGACGUUCGGUCUUUAAACCAAGUCAAGAAGACAAAGUGAUUAAAGUCAACUUAAUAUGGGGUUUAAAACCACAGAAUCGAGACCAGUGUCACUAUACGGACUACAAAUGCAGAGGUACCACAGUAUUCGACGAAAGCUUUGAUAUGAAUCCUCCACCAUGCCAAAUGGCACUUCUGGAGUUUUGCCAUGAACUACGUAAUAUGCCUCAAGCCAAGGUCGACAAGCUAAAAAUUCGUCGUAACCCUGUCACUGGAGAGCUGGAAGUGAACUGUUUUGCUGAUAUGAUGAACAACUACUUGAAGAAUGAAGCAUCUAAGAAGAUCUACCCAAACAACUCUAUUUUCACUCUACCCAUCACCGCAAAUAAAGCCAAGACCUUAAUGCGACACCAUCCGACUCUGUUCGAUGUUUCCAAGCUGACCGAUACGUAUUAUCGAUACUUUGAAGUGAUGAUGAGUUAUUGGUUGACCAAUGGUAACACUUCUUAUUCUAGUAACGAUUACAUCACAUAUAGUCGGCUGCUGGGUGGUUCUCUUGACAAGACGGAUAAAUCAACAACCCCAAAUUUCGCAGGAAAUCGGUUUGGCAAUCGAUUACUGUUUGCAUCAAUAGAGAUUAAUACCACUAUGGUACCUACACGACUCGGUCAUGUCGAAGGGCUUCAGAUAUAUAACCAUUGGGAGGACUUUAUGAAUACAAAGAUGGGAUCCAUGCCCUCAUCAUGUCGUAAUGGCUUCCAGGCAACACCCUCAGGACACAAUGCCUGGCACUGGAUGAAAGUACAAGAGGUUCUCGCAAGCACUGCAGUACGAGGAAUUCUCAUGAGCCUAGGACUAGCUAUUGCCUUACUUACUUUAAUGACGACCAACUGGAUUGUGGGAUUGAUGGCAGGCGCAACCAUCGCUUGCAUAACAGUGGGAGUUGUCGGCUUCAUUCCAAUGGUCGGCUGGAAACUUGGAGUUCUUGAGUCACUUAACCUUACCCUAGUCGUGGGUCUCGCUGUAGAUUACGUUGUUCACUUAGCGGACGGCUACGUGAGAUCRCCAUUCCAUACGCGUGAGGAAAAAAUCCGUGACGCCUUAGGAAGCGUAGGGAUAUCGGUUUUAUCCGGUGCGUCCACAACACUCGGUGCUUCGGUCUUCAUGCUAGCAGCAAAGAUUGUCUUCUUUUUCCAAUUUGGAAUCUUCAUGUUUGUAACGAUUGGACUUUCGAUUCUCUAUGCUUUGUUCUUCUUYACAACACUGUUAGCUUUGGUUGGUCCCAAUGGGAAAACAGGGUCCAUUUUGACGAUUUGGAGGUUUUUGAAAUCAGCAGUUUGCGAUAAGAGCAUGCACGAUGAUAAAGACARYAGACCUGUGCUGUGUGAUAGAUGUGGAAGUACUGUYAUUAGAGCUAGAGAAGAUGUCAUGUACGGGACAACAACUUAUACUUCUGCUGUGUAGGAGCUUCUUACCAUCGCAAGACCAUGUUUGACAUGGCGAGUAGAAGAAAAGGAGCUAGCAAUGAACAAGCUAUCUUUAACUCGCACCGAAUGUCAAAGAAAGUCAAGAUCUGACCUGCCAAAAUAUCCUAGCGUUGAUGGCAUUUUUAAAAAGGAAAAUCACUGAAUUCAACAAGGAGAAGCAAGCAAGACCAACAAAUAAACCAGCAAAUAAAGAAAUCAAUACACAGGAGAAUUAUUUCUUAAUUAAAUUAUGUAAAAUGGUUUUGAUGUUGAAGAAGAAGGUCAGAUCAAAACGAGCCUUUAAAAGUACAACUGACCUCAUUUUCUGACAGAGAGACAUUGUUUUGAUAAGAAAGAACAAAAACUGCAGUUUAAUAAUAUAUAAUAAAGAUGCUGAAUAAGUAAGAUAUAUAAUGUUUAAGAAAUAUAAUUUAAAGAAAAGUUUUUUUUAUAAAAAGCAAUUAGCUCAAACAUUUGACGAUCGAUGAUCUUUGCCAGCUCUAAAGCAACGCAGCAGUAUGAAAAUAAAUUAUGAAAAUGAAAUACAUUAAAAUGCCAAAAGAAUU